GAAUACUUAAUACAAUAUAAUUAGGACUAUACACGUAGUAAGUAAUUUGAUUAGGUUUAAUAUAGUUGCAUGUGAUUACCAUUUGCAUCUAUAAAUGAACGCUCCAAAGUGAGACUGAGCUUUAUUAUUUGCGCUAACAACAACUAACGUGCAAGUUCCAAGGCGGAGAAAACAAUAAUGGCCACCAACGAGGAGAGGGAUAUGGAGAACAAGAAGAGUGAGGAGGAAGAACUGAAGCAUCUCGGGUUUGUGAAGAUUGCGGCAAUGAAAGCCUUAGUGUGUGUGUCGAAUCUCUACGGCUUCGCAAAGCAAAACUCGGGACUUUUGAGAUCUGCUGUUGGAACCGUGGAAGACACUGUAACCACCGUUCUGGGUCCCGUCUACCACAAAUUCAACGCUGUUCCCAACCACAUCCUCCUUUUUGUCGACAACAAGGUGGAUGAAGCUGCUCACAAAUUCGAUGAGCAUGCACCUUCUUUGGCCAAGCAGGUUGCAAGCCAAGUCACUUGUUUGGUUCAGGAAGUGACACACAAAGCUGAGAAAGUAGUGAGUGAAGCUCAAUCUGGAGGGGCACGAGCAGCAGCAAAUUAUGUAGCCACUGAGUCCAAGCAAAUUGUGCUCUUUGGUUCAGUGAAAUUGUGGACUGGUCUCAACCACUAUCCACCAUUCCAUGCAGUGGCUGAGAUGGCAGUUCCCACAGCUGCACACUGGUCAGAAAAAUACAACAAUGUGGUCAAGGGAACAAGUGAGAAGGGUUAUGCCGUGUUUGACUAUUUGCCUCUGAUUCCAAUUGAUGACAUUGCUAAGGCGUUUAAACACGGAGAAGGCAAUGUGAAUGAAGAUGAAGCAUGUUCCGUGGGAGACUGUUCUUAGAGCACUACUAAUAGGGUAGCUAUUUUCUUCAUAAAAUCUGCUUCUGGUUAGGAUUUGUUUUGUGUUUGAGGGCAAUGUGGGUGAGAAUGGAAGUGUAAGAAAUGGGUUCGGAGUGUGUGGAUGGUGUAAGUUAACCAAGUUCGUAGAACGUUAUGGGAUUAUGUCAAUGGUUGCGCUAAAUGUCACCAAGUUGAAGUUGUUUCGUCCUUUUCUUGCAUUAAAAA
This is a messenger RNA of Glycine soja, 1097 nucleotides long. Its product is annotated as REF/SRPP-like protein At1g67360. Lineage: Eukaryota; Viridiplantae; Streptophyta; Magnoliopsida; Fabales; Fabaceae. Bases 178 to 873 code for a protein of 231 amino acids. The record is from RefSeq and is a predicted model, not a curated record. The transcript is spliced from 3 exons.